AUGGGUGAUCCGAGCAGCCGUUUCAUUGCAGCACAGUCAAAGAAGUCAUCGCUUCCAUCUCAUGAGUCAACACAACAUGCCGCGAAGGACCAGGGCCUUCGAACAUCUAAUCCGAGCAAGUGGUACUUCGCGACAGGAUACCUCCUGAUAGCAGUCUUCUGCUACUGGGGAAUGUGGAUCAAGCCAGCCCAAUAUGGGCUUUUCAAGCACUUGGACACAGUCUUGACAACCGGCGAGUUCCCAUACGAUUCUGCUGGCGGCGUCCCACUCAAGCGCAACUACAUUGGGGUAAAGGCUGUAGAUGACAUUUUCGUCUUCUUGUCGGCGGUAUACACGUCUGCUCUGGUGAAGGACUGGGAGCCGUCGCUUCGAUUCAUGCUCUUGUAUUUCUUGGGCAUACUGAUCCAGCCUUUCGCAGUAUGGAUGGUGGAAGGGUUCCGGAGGUCUAAUCGGAGAACUCUGCUGUCAUUCGUCACCGUCUGGUUCGGUGCAUUGCAAUUCAUCGGCACCGGGAUCAUCAUACCACUGUACUACGUUGCCUACUGCUUCGUGUCGGAUCGCAAGAACUACUGGGUGCCUCUGCACCGAGAGGUGCCUGUGAAGUACUCCGACACCCUAAUCUGGGCUGUCACGGUUGGCUAUACGGUCCCAACGAUGGUCCUGUUCAUGGACCAUCCUGAUCCGUUCACCUUGCAGAAUAUCGAGUCCUUCUGGCAGAUCUCCCCAUGUCUCGUACCACCUCUCUGCAGUUUGCUUGCCUCGUUUCAUGGCUUCAUAAAACCGACAACUGCGGAAGAUUCGAAGCAGGAACAAAAGCAAAAGUCGCCAAAGCCCUCCCAAAACAUGAACUCUCUUAAGCAUCUCUACCUAGUUACGGGCGUCAUGGGAGUACUGUUCCACUGGUACUGCAUCACGAAGGUUGUCUUCGACCCGGAACUGACGUUGUCCUCUGUGUUCUGGCCAGACUUCACCACGCAAGACAAGACCCUAGGCGAAGGCGUCAAGUUCAUGCUCUUGAUUGACGUCUGGACAUUCGAGGUUGCCACAUACAUCUGGUCAUGUCAGGCAGUCUGGGAGCUGAAGAGGAUCGGUCACACCGACGCCGAUGCUACAAGAGCUGCAGCGCUUAUUGCUCUGGCUACCGUGGUCGUCGGACCUGGGGCUACGUUGUGUGCGGUUUGGAGUUGGAGGGAAGAAAAGCUUGCGACGACCAAGAGCGCUGCUGCACAUCGCGAACUGUAG
This is a messenger RNA of Cyphellophora attinorum, 1242 nucleotides long. RefSeq lists its product as uncharacterized. Bases 1 to 1242 code for a protein of 413 amino acids. The transcript has 2 exons. The record is from RefSeq and is a predicted model, not a curated record. NCBI's taxonomy places the organism in Eukaryota, Fungi, Ascomycota, Eurotiomycetes, Chaetothyriales, Cyphellophoraceae.